Messenger RNA from Scatophagus argus, 2839 nucleotides. RefSeq names its product ATP-sensitive inward rectifier potassium channel 1-like. NCBI's taxonomy places the organism in Eukaryota, Metazoa, Chordata, Actinopteri, Scatophagidae. Gene Ontology annotation, molecular function: ATP-activated inward rectifier potassium channel activity. The coding region runs from base 717 to 1865 and encodes 382 amino acids. The transcript has a single exon. Gene Ontology annotation, biological process: regulation of monoatomic ion transmembrane transport; potassium ion import across plasma membrane. The record is from RefSeq and is a predicted model, not a curated record. Gene Ontology annotation, cellular component: plasma membrane.
AACUCAAACAAAUUAAUAAUGCAUUGUUUGGGCCUAUACAGGAUAAUUAUGCUGCUCUUUACUAUACAAACACAUUUUAAUCUAAUGACAAAUAAAAGAAAUUAGAUGUCGUUAAUUCACCUCCUGUUUAUUUGCAUACACGUGUGCAACCAUAUUCUUAAUUGUGAAACGACUGCUAUUGAUAGUCAGUCAAUCACUUGAACAUCCAUUUGCUUGAAAACAAAUCUGAAAACCUGUUGUACUGAGCAGCAAGAUAUGAAAAAGACUAAGGUUAGGUGGCAGCGAGGCAUGUUGUGCAAUCAGCUGGUUAGGGCUCAGGUUAAAUAAGUCAGGUAAUAAAGAAACACAUCACCCAGGUGACUCAGUGAUGUGUUUUUAAUAGUUUGUUGUCCAACAGUGGAGCUCUGCAUGACAGAAAAAUCUCUCAGGCUACACAAACAAUAUUUGCUGGUAGACUCAUUCAGUUUUUGGUUUGUGUUUUUUUAGAGGAUAGAUUUAUCUUUUACACAAAGAGUAUUCCUUGAAGUGAAUAAUCAAAUAAUAAUGAAAAACACACACAUACACACACACACAUUACAAGACAGGGUUUAUGGAUAGUAUGCUGUUCAGAUUGUAAAGCCCUUUGUGGCCAGUGUGGGGAAAUUUGAUUUGACAUGACUACAAUAAGGUGAUUCCUCCUUUGUAUUAAUCUUGCAUUUGCCCUCUCCAGCUCCAGGAUGUUCCAGCUGCUCCAGGGUCACAUUCAGUCAGCUGGACAUCGAAGCCGCAAAACUCGUCUGGUCACCAAAGACGGGCGUUGCAACAUUGAGUUCGGCAACAUUGAGUACAGUAACCACUUUGCGUAUUUGGUGGACUUCUGGACCACCUUUGUGGAGAUCCGCUGGCGCUUUGUGCUCCUCUUGUUUGUAGCUUCGUUCACAGGCAGCUGGUUCAUUUUCAGCCUGCUUUGGUACUGGAUCGCAAAGAGCAAUGGGGAUCUGAUGGGACAAAAUCGUACCGAUGGACACAUCCAGUGUGUAGACAAUGUUAAUGGGCUCACAACAGCCUUCCUCUACUCCUUGGAGACCCAGACAACCAUUGGGUACGGUGGGAGGGCUCUGACUGGGCACUGUGCUGGCACUGUGGCUCUAAUUAUCAUCCAGUCUCUAAUCGGCGUCUUCAUCAAUUGUUUCAUGUGUGGUGUCAUCCUGGCCAAGAUCUCCUUGCCCAAAAAAAGAGCAAAGACUGUCACCUUCAGCGACAAAGCUGUCAUCUGCUUGAAGAAAGGAAGUCUGUGUCUCCUCAUCAGAGUGGCCAACCUUCGAAAGACCUUAUUAAUCGGCAGUCAGAUCUACGGCAAGCUGCUCAGGACAACAGUCACACCGGAUGGAGAGACCAUCAUCCUGGACCAGGUGGACAUUGACUUUAUGGUUGAUGCUGGCAAGGAUAACUUGUUUUUUGUUUGCCCUCUGACCCUCUACCAUGUGAUUAACAGAUCAAGCCCGUUCUACGAGCUGUCAGCUGACUCUCUACCCCAGCAGGACUUUGAGCUAGUGGUCUUUUUGGAUGGGACGGCCGAGUCCACCAGCUCGGCCUGUCAGGUCCGGACCUCCUACAUCCCACAGGAGAUUCAGUGGGGAUACAGUUUCCUGCCCAUCAUCUCCCGCACCAAGACGGGAAAAUACCACGUGGAUUUCUCAAACUUUUCCAAAAGCGUUCGGGUUACCACACCACACUGUAUCCACUGCUUCGAGACAGACUCAGACCAGAGAAACCACAACAGCCACAACCAAGAAAAUCACAAUAACCAGAAGAAGACGGGGAUUGACAACCUGGGGUUCCAGGUGAUUGACAUUCAUGAUUCUGUGGACAUCACUAAAAUGUGAGCAGGUAAGAAAGCAGCUUGAUCUCAGACUGAGAGUGGCGCAUAGUAGCACAGGAUGUGGGGAAAUACAAAGCAAUGUGUUUGCCACUUCCUUUGAAGCAAGGUUUCACUGUCAGAAUGAAGAAGAAAAGAAGUCGCUGGCCAGGCUGCUCCCUCCACCGAACAUUUGAUUUAAUCACCAACUAUUUUGCUUCAAACUGCUGAAACAUUAAAAGUUAUGAAAUUGUGUGGAUAAAAAUUCAGACGUAAGUGCGAUUUAAGCUCUUGCUCAGCAGCUCAUUACAAUCAAAGCACUUUUGGGACUUGUGACUUUGUCUAGGUAUUGUGUGGAAGAGGGAGAAAGAGGGAUUGAAGUUUUGAUGUAUGGAAAAUGAAAGGGGUAAUAUAGUGGAUGGCACAGUGGGUACUUCUUGAGGAGAUUAGGGCCUGAGCCUUUUAUAAUUGAAAAAGAAAUGUGUUAUAUAGGCUGGGGAAGGAUACGAAAAUUGGGACAGGCCUUUUGAGUUUUCUCAUUAUUCCUACUAAAAUACUAACUGUGUGCUGUUUUUGUCAUGUUGACACAGCUUGUUUGCCUUGAUAAUUAGGAAACUGUGAACAUAGCUGCUAAAUGCAAUGAUUUUUAAUUGCGUGACCAGUCUACUGUUUGUAGAUCAUACUGUGUACUGAAACUUCUUCUCAGGGAAAGUAACAUCUUUAGUUCGAAUAAACCUUUUCUCACAAUUCACGGACUUAUUGUUCAGUUUUUAUGUCUUUUGAUGUCAUUGAAUAUCAGCAUUAUCAUUAUGUCAACAAUUAAUCAACCAUCUUGAAUUUCCCUCAGGAUCAAUAAAGUAUCUAUCUAUCUAUCCAUCUAUCUAUCUAAUUAACCACUAAGUGGUGCAAUAUGUAAGUACAUUUAUUUAAGUGAUGUAUUUGAGUACAUGUACUCAAUGUACUCUUACUUCCAGUAUGGUCUUUUCUUUUUAUUUUACUUUA